UAUAGAAUAUAAAAAUGAUAAAUAAAAGAACAAUUUUAAUAAUAAGAGGGUUGCUUGAUUACGUGAUUCCGAAGUUAAUCAGUUAUAAAACAUGAAAAUAGUGACGUAUACAAUAAUCGUAUAAAAAUAACUAUUACAAACUCUAUUAAUUCUUGAUUAUUCAGCAUGUGAAAGACAAUAGUGCAAUACUUUACCAGUGAAUAAUUUUGUUGCCACCAUAAGAAUAGAUUACGCAUCAUUUCAUCGCCAUAAUAAUCAUCGAAAUAUUAUCGAGGAGUGUUCUGUCACAGAUAAAUUGUGCAAAUAUAAAUAUCAUAAUGACAAAUAGUUCAAGAUGUUUAGGAUAUCAUAAUAAUAUAAAUAAAGAAUAUUUAACAGAUGGAAAUGAUAGUCAUCAUGCUCCAUCAGAUCAUACAAUAUCUGAAUAUGUUGUAUCUGCUGAUCAUAUUACAAUGGUAAAAUCAAUGAAAAAGAAUCAUCCAGAAAAAUAUGAAAAAGAAGAAGGAAGACAUUCACAAAAUAUACAUAACAGCCGUGGUUCAAUAUUAUCAGGAUCUUCAAGACACAGUCUUCAUCCUCUUAGAAAAAGUACUUCACAUAGUAGCAUAUAUGACAAUGGCUCAGAUAUCUAUGUUACAAGUGCUGCAUAUAGAGCAACUUCAGAUAUAAGCCAUAUAUCGCAUCAUAGUCUAACACCAAGUUCAAGAUUAGGACAUCGUGCACCUAGUCAUUGUAGUUAUGGUUCUACAAAAUCUCAUACAUCCAGAAAAGAUGGUAUUAUUAUAGAAACUAUGUCAACACCCAAUCCUUUUUGUCCAAAUACUAAAGGAAUUUGCUGUCUCAUGUUACUUCUUAAUCUUGGUUUGAUUCUUGUUACAUUAGGUUUUGUUAUAGUCAUUCAAUUUUUUCAACCAUUGAUAGUUUGGAUUUUGGGAAUAGUAUUUCUUGUAUUUGGAUUCUUAACAUUAAUAGGAAGUCUUAUAUAUUGUGUACAUGUAUUUCGAAAUGCAAAACAUCCACAUGAUAUUAACCCAGAAGAUUUUUAUUGGACAAAAUAUUGGCAAGGACAUGUAGGAUCCACACCUGAAGUAUAUUAUAAAGCAGAAGAUAAAUAUCAUGAUGAUGAAUAUAGUGAUCGUUUAAGCAAAUAUUCAUGUAAAUAUUAUGAUAAACAAAGAUAUUGAAAACAAUAUAUAUAUAAUAAUGUAAA
Apis mellifera (honey bee) is the source of this 1210-nucleotide messenger RNA. RefSeq lists its product as uncharacterized. The transcript has 5 exons. Lineage: Eukaryota; Metazoa; Arthropoda; Insecta; Hymenoptera; Apidae. Bases 318 to 1184 code for a protein of 288 amino acids. The record is from RefSeq and is a predicted model, not a curated record.